AUGGAGCCCUUGCGAGUCUGUAUCGUCUCCAGCACGACAACGCUCGAUUUCAGGACUCUCUGGGCCCAGGUAGCGACGAACGCUGAAAGAUUCCGGGGACAUGGUGUCUUGAAAGGCUCGAGAAUUGUCAUCGUGUCGCAGUCUUCCCCGGCUGCGAUUGUCGCCCUGCUUGCCGUUCUCAGCGCGGGAGCCAUUGGCGUACCGUUGAGCUCGUCGUUGCCCGUGUCUCGCAUCCAAUCAAUCGCCCAACUAGGAGGAAUCACGCAUCUGAUUGACCUCACGGAACCUUCCAAGCAGAUCAGCCUACCCGAUGUUACUCGACUUACACUUGAUUUAUGCGUGCAGGGAACAGCAUCACAACCUGUACCCAAUUUGUUUCCAGAACAGGAUGCGAAGUCACCAGCCGUAGUAAUUUACACCUCUGGCAGCACUGGAGAGCCCAAGGGCGUUGUUCACUCUCAUGCAAGUCUCAGUACGAUGGCUUUCGCAGUAGGUAAUGCCCUACGACUGGGACCAGCCGAACGCAAUCUUCUAUUUCCAUCUUUCGGUUGGGCCUCUCAUGGGCUAGAGGAUACCAUCACUCGCUUUGCUGCCACGCGAACAACCUUACCAUCUUCGGUGCUGGGAAUAAUGGGUGUAACCGCCGUCCCAAGCCUGACUGGCCUCGUGCUGGCUGGAGAACCAAUGCGACCAGAUCUGGUAGAUUCUUGGAGUUCUCGCCUGAAGAUUUACUGGAACUACGGCUCUUCGGAAACCCUCAUGGUUCUGGUUGGGAGUGUCAACGAAGGCGACAUGAUGAACUCGGGUCAUGCCCUCCAGUGUUGCCGUUGCUACCUUGUUGAUGAUGGUGGACUUCCGGUUCUCCCUGGAAAAGCUGGUCAACUUGUUGUCGAAAGCUACACCAACUUCAUGGGAUAUUUACGGGAAGGCAAAGUCCAUCCCAGCGAGCGUAGCUCAGGAUGUUGUCCAAUCGUGCGUUCUGGAGACCUCUUUUUGCAAGACAUUCGGAAUGCAACUUUCACCCACAAGGGACGUCUCGACUGUCAACUGAAAAUCUCUGGCCAAAGAUUUGAGCCGCAGGAGGUGGAGAACAAGCUUCUAUCGGCUCUGGAGAAUGUCAAGGAGCUGGCCGUGACGGUCGCCAUCUUGAAAGAGAAUUCUAGCAGGCCUGCUCUCGUGGUGCUCGUCGUUCUCGAGCAACCUUCUGCUACGAAAAAGGCUUCUCUCACCCUUUCGGAGUCUUCAUUUACAAAUCUUGUGCAGACCCUUCCAUCCUACAUGAUUCCAGUCGGGGGCCUAUCCGUCGGCAAGCUCCCCAGGCUUCCCAACGGCAAGCUCGAUCGCAGAAGCCUUGUUUCUCUGGCAGAACAGAGAACAUUGGCCGAACUGAUCGACAUGCGACCUACUACAGAUUGCCAGCUGCAGGAGUACGACGUUGCAGUGGCAGACAAGAUCGCUCUUGUAUGGGCAAACGUCUUGGGCUUGGAGGUUGCGGCCAUCAAACCCACCUCCAGCUUCCUUCUCCUAGGCGGCAACUCUCUCUCCGCACUUCGAGUGUGCAAAGAACUGCGCGCGGCUGGUAUAAUGUCGUCAAUCUCCGACUUUUUUCUCCAUCCGACUUUGAAGGCAAUUGUACAAUUAGUUGCCGAGCGAAGCACGCCUCAAUCAGACAAAGCUCGUGGACCGCCGCUGAGAAACCAGUUUGUCGCUGACGUAAAUGCCGAUGAACUUCUUUCUAUGGCUUCAGAGCAGUGUGGAGUUAGUGAGAAGCUGAUUGAGGAGGUAUUUCCGUGCACGCCGAUGCAGGCGGCGCUGAUGACGCUCGGUGAAGUCCAAGACGGUGCGUACAUUGCGGAGCAUGCUUUUCGUCUCCCGAGAACCUGGGCGAAGACGGACUUUCUUCGCGCCUGGAAUGUCGUUCUCCGGAAUACACCGAUGUUGAGGAGCCGCAUCGUGCGCCAUCAGAACGGAAGACUGUAUAACGUCACGAUGCUGUUUGAUGAAGGUUGCGCACUGCCAUUAGAGUCUUUUUCUCGGCAAACUCCAAUGACAUGCGGAUCUCAGCUAUUUCAGCACUGUAUUCAUGACGCUCUGGGAGAUGAAGCUGGCUCAAUCUGGCGUUGGAGGAUUCAUCAUUCCGUAUAUGAUCGAUGGUCAACCCAUCUGAUCCUCGAGAUGACCCAGAAAGCAUACAGAGACCAACGGAUACCUUCACCGACACCAUUCUCGACAUUUUCAUAUGCCGUGGUGAAUGAACAGUCGUCCGAAGGGGCCAAAGAGUUCUGGAGAUCUAGGCUGGAAUCCUUCACUGGGAGUGUUUUUCCGCAACUCCCUCUCGAUCGGUUCAUCUGCCGGGCAUCAAGCUGCAUCACUGUCGAGUGCAAUAUUCAGCAUCGAUCUUCCGCCGUAACUCAAGCAACAUUCAUUCAAGCCACUCUUGCUUUGAUGAUAUCCAAAGUGCAUGGAGAGUCAGACGUGGUAUUUGGCAUGACUGUCCAUGGACGGGGGAUGUCCAGCGAUCUGGAUCUGGAGACAGUAGUCGGCCCGACCAUCACAAGUGUUCCGAUGCGUAUUCAUGUGGAUCCGCAACUGCAGGUCCGUAAAUUCCUCGAGCUUGUACAGACCCAAGUCGCCCUGACGUCGGAUCACGAACAUUACUCUCUGCAAAACAUCAAAUCGCUUGGGCCAGGAUCUGCGUCUGCCGCAUCGUUCACGACACUUCUCAUUAUACAGCCGGAUUUCGAGUCUCGCUUUAGCCGUGACGCCGAAGCUGUUGUCGAGAUCGAAAAUGGUUCUUCUGAUUCCUACGUGGACUACCCACUGGUCGUUGAGUGCUUCCCACGCUCAGGGGGCGUCACAGUGAAGAUGCUGUACGAUCCAGCCGUUCUUCCCGGGUGGGACGUCGAAAUGAUGGCAAAGCAGUUCGAGCAAUUGCUGCUCCAGAUCGAGUCCAGCAUAGAUCCAGCAACGGUGGUUUCAGACUUGAGACCCCUGACACAUCAACAAGCUGCAGACAUCCUCAAGUUCAGCUGUGGCGAUCUGGCUGAGUAUCAAGAAUGUCUCCAAGAGCGAAUCUUCGCCAAAGCAAGAGACUGGGGGACGAACGACGCUGUUCAAGGGUGGGAUGCCAGAUACACCUAUUCUGAGCUGCAAAGCACCGUCAAGCUGCUCUCUCCGCGUGUCUCAUCUCAUCUCGGAGGCACGACUGAUGCAAGAAUCAUCCCCAUCUGUUACGAGAAGUCGGCGGCUGCAGUGGUCGCGAUGCUGACCACGCUAUCAGCGGGCUACGGCUUUCUCAUGAUCGAUUCCGGCCUUCCCACCGAUCGUAUCAAGUACAUGCUUGAGGCCAUCGGGGCAAAUUGUGUUGUCUGCUCGAACGCUACCCAAGGACUCGUUCUAGACAUCGGAGCACGACCAAUCAACUUUGAGGGCAUGUUCCACGAUAAGAGUUCCCGGGCGGUGUGCUCCUCAGACGCCGCGAUGUGUUCUCCGGAGUCGCCCGCGUACUGCAUAUUCACCUCAGGCUCAACCGGAUAUCCCAAGGGAGUGGUCCUGCUACAUAAACAAGUCACAAGCGGCCUCGAGGCCCAAUGCAGUGUUGGGCUCUAUCCUCGCGGUGCCCGUCUUCUCCAGUUUUCCAGCUACAGCUUCGACACGUCCAUAGCUGAUAUCUUCGCGACGUUGUUGAGCGGCGGCUGCGUGUGCAUCCCAAGAGAUGAGAGCAAGCUGCUGCAGCUUGCCAAGAACAUUAACGAGUUCUCCGCCAACGUGAUUGACCUGACGCCGUCGGUAGCAAGAAUGAUUCAGCCAGCCGACGUACCAAAGCUGGAGGUUCUCCGCCUGGGAGGAGAGUCAAUGCACCAGCAUCACAUUGAAACAUGGGCGAAGCGUUGCAACCUGCAGAACACGUACGGCCCGACCGAGUGCUGCGUUCAGUGCACGUUUGUCGACCAUAUUGACAACUCUACGCCUUCUUCGGUCAUUGGGAAAGGCAUUGGAUGUCACACGUGGGUUGUUGAUCCGCAGACUCACGACCAUCUAAUGCCGUUGGGAGCUGUUGGUGAGCUCGCUAUUCAAGGCCCCGCCGUUGCUAGUGGGUACAUCAACAACAAUACGAAGUCCAAGGAUUCCUUUCUCCCCAAAGCGCCUUGGCUCGCGACCUACAACGUCGAGUGUGCUUUUCCCACAUACCUCACAGGAGACCUGGUCAAGUUCAACGAACAGGGCAACCUGAUCUUCGUCGGAAGGGGUGAUAACCAGAUAAAGAUCCGAGGACAGCGCGUCGAACUGGAAGAGAUUGAGAAUAAUCUCCAGCAACAUGCCCUCACGAAACAGGCUAUAGUAUCUUACCCAGCUAAGGGGCCACUCGCAUCGCAACUCGUGGCCAUUCUUGAACCAUCAUACAUGCGCCCUUCCAAGUCGUCAUCGCCUCCGGGCCCAGCCAUUGACUUGCAACAAAUACACAAACGGACCAAGGAGUGGAUGAAGGAGAGCGCUCAGCAGGCCGCUAACUUCCUGCCUCAUCACAUGGUGCCCUCGGUCUACCUCCGGGCAGACCGGGUGCUGCUCUCAGCAUCGGGUAAGCUCGACCGACGAUCUAUACAGCAAUGGCUGGAACAGAUUUCCGCCGACAAACUUGAGUCUCUGCAAACUUAUCGCAGGGCCAGUGGCUCUUGUGGACCCUCAAAGUCGCCAUUAUACGAAAUUCCAAAAUCAGUCAUGUUGCCCAUCAUUGAGCAGAUCCGCUACCUUCUUUCAUGGAGAUCGGGCGAUGAGGACGUCCAAUUUUCCGCUCGACACACUUUUUCCCAGAUUGGCCUCGACUCAAUCACAAUCGUGCCUCUACUAAAGUGGUUGAAUAAGACCCACGAAUUGUGCAUGGAUAUGCAGACGCUCCUGAGACUCGAAACCACCUAUGACCUUGCGUGCUACCUCCACCAAGGUAGGAAUGCGCAAAAACGGGGUGAUAGCGUCGAUAUCGAUGGAAAGUUCCAGGACAUUGUUACAAAGGGUGUCAACAGACUCUGUAACAGCAACCCAGAACAGCGGCCUCAACGAGUCCUCCUAACCGGAGGCACCAGCCUCUCCGGUCUCACCAUCCUCCUUCGCCUCUUAGACCAGUACUCGUCAGUUAACGUGACGGUAAUGAUGCGGUGUGACGAUGCUGCAACCGGGAAAAAACGCCUCGUCGAGAAGGCCCAGCUCUUAGGCUCAUGGAAGCCUAUUUUCAGCGACAGGAUCGAGAUAUGGCCAGGAGAUCUCACUCAAGAUCGCCUGGGCCUUUCCCAGUCACAUUGGGAUCAGCUUGGAGGGUAUGGAGACCCUUCCAAAUACUUUGACAGCAUUAUACACAAUGCGGCGGCAGUGGAUUGGUUCGGAGGGUUCCAGGCCCUUCGGAAGGUCAACGUAGACGCCGCGCUUGAUCUGGUGGAACGCGCGAAGGACUCUCCGGCCACCAGACGUAUUGUGUAUAUAUCCGGAGGCCCGCAGUGGGAUCCUGAGGAAUUGGCUGAAACCACCAUAUCGGAGGGGGGUGUGCUGGAAGACGUGUUAGCGCGGUCGAACGCAUACGGGCAGACGAAGUUGAUCACCGGCGCCAUCAUUCAGCGGGCGGCGGCUAGCAACCCGCGUCUGGCGGCAAAGUUCGCCGUCGUCCGUCCGGCGCUCAUCAUCGGCUCCUCGGUAGACGGGGUGCCUAACCUCGAUGACUUUGUCUGGCGUGUGGUAAUGGGCUGCCAGACCAUCCGCGCAUUCCCGGAGGAACCCAUGGAGAACUGGGUUUACCUCUGCGGCGCUGACAGGUUUGCUGACAUUGUUAUCGACAAGUUGGAUUCCUCAACCGGAGGCGAGGUAUGCGAGACGAGGGUUGAGAACGGCCUUUCUGUCGGUAGGUUCUGGGAAGUUAUCAACCAGGUAUUAUCAGAUACUGUUCUAGAGCCCCUCGAUUACGGCGCGUGGCUCAGGCGGCUGAAGAAAGAUAUGAAUGCCUCGACUCAUGAUGUAAGCUUGACGGAGAGCCAUCCGUGCCAGCCGAUUAUGCACAUUCUCGAGUCCACUUCAGAGAUUCUCGGAGCAGCAACACCCAGAUUUGAUAACCAGGAGCUGCGCUCGAGGAUGGAGGACGAGACUGCGUGGGUGUUGCAGAAAAACGUCAAAUACCUGGCUGACAUUGGGUGCUUUUCAGACGCAGCAGUGUCUUGGUCUGCAAAAGCUUUCACGCGUAGCAAGGUUCGAACAAGACUGGCAAGGAGCUUGCCUGAAUCAAACUAG
This is a messenger RNA of Colletotrichum scovillei, 6270 nucleotides long. Its product is annotated as Male sterility, NAD-binding. The coding region runs from base 1 to 6270 and encodes 2089 amino acids. Gene Ontology annotation, molecular function: catalytic activity; phosphopantetheine binding. Gene Ontology annotation, cellular component: cytoplasm. The record is from RefSeq and is a predicted model, not a curated record. Gene Ontology annotation, biological process: secondary metabolite biosynthetic process; amino acid activation for nonribosomal peptide biosynthetic process. The transcript has 2 exons. Lineage: Eukaryota; Fungi; Ascomycota; Sordariomycetes; Glomerellales; Glomerellaceae.